UGAAAGCAACGUCCUGUCACGAGUUUCUCCAAGUGMAAGUGCUUACUUAUUCUGUGUUUUUGCUGCCAUUGGAAAUGUUCUCCUUGUCAAGCGAAGAGGACGAUGGAACUUUUGGUGGUYCUGUCGGAGGAGGUUCUUCUAAGCUUGCCAGUCUAUUUGGACACGACAAGGCAUCCUUUACAGGCGGGAACGAAUCUUURAAAUACACAGCUCCUAAGCAACCAAGGAAAGAUAAACCGGCAGGGCAACAAGGAGAAGCACCAGUAGUUGUGGCCUCUGCAGCAAUUCAUGGGUAUCGAUUUAUUGAUAAUCAAUAUGUAAAUCAAGGAAAACUUGGUGCUGCAGUUUUAGCCAAUCAUAGUACAGCAGAUUACAAAAUUUUGAUUUAUGCUGGAAAACAACAACACAUUGCAGUAGCAAGGAUCCAUAGCCAGUUUGUCUUCACAGUGCAAGCCAAUAACUAUGCUAGCUUCUGUGAUGAUCAAAGGCAAAGGUGGUCUGUUUGUUUUGAUUCAGGAAAGAAUGCUGAGCAGUUUWCAAAACAGGUUGGUCUAGCUAUCUUCAAUACCCAACCAAGUGCUCUUUUUACUCAGGAUCUUACUCUUGGUGAUGGCCAGCCUAUUGAGAAAGGGGAYUCAGUCGAGUGCAAGUACACUGGUUGGCUGUGGACUAACAAUACAUUUGGAAGGGUAUUUGACAGUAAUGCAGAAAAAGARAAAACCUUUAAGUUUAAAACAGGAAAAGGGAAAGUGAUUAAGGGCUGGGAUCAAGGUGUUAUUGGGAUGAAAAAAGGAGGAAAAAGAUUCAUAGGCAUACCACCGACUUUGGCUUAUGGUGAAAAGGGUGUGGGAAGUGCACAAGUGCCACCAAAUGCAAUACUUCUUUUUGAAAUUGAAGUACUUAGRAUAAAAUCAAAAGAUGGUGGAGACAGUGGGGGCUCUAAGAGCAGUUCUAGAACAGUGUCUCCAGUCACUAUUCUUGAGGCAAAGGAUACAACCCAGAUGGUAUCUCUACCCAACAUAACUAGUGAGCCAUCUGGAUUGCAGAAGAAUAGAUCAGAAUCAUCUGCAAGCAUCAAAGGCAGAACAGCAUCUCUCAGUGAACAGCUGUCUCAGUCGCCAGGUAAAGGUUCAGACAAAGCCAGACUUUUGGCCCGCAUGUCAAAAAUGGGCAAGAAUGUAUUGACAAUUCCUGGUGCUGUUGCAGCUGAAAAUCAGGAUGAAGAAGAGGUUAAGGAAACAAGUGUAACGGAGGAAGCAGUAUCUGAAGAUGGAGAACCUGCAGUACAGGAGACUCCUGCAUCUCCAACACAAAAAGAAUCCAGCCCAAGGCCAAACCCUCGUCCAAAACCACAUAUACCACAAAGGCCAACACCAGUACAAACACAUCCUGAAGUACAUCAGAGCCAGACUGCUCAUCCCAUUACCAGCCAACAGGGAUACACCAACCAAGCUCAACAACUAGCAUUAUAUCAGAACCCUCAAGGGAUGCCCAUGAAUUAUUCCAUGGUACCACCACCCCAGUAUUACCAACAGACACCAUUUCCUGCACAGGCCUUUCCGCAGCCUCAACCACAACCUCCGCCUCCUUCAGUACCACAGCCAAGUGCAAAUGAUGCUAUGGUCCCUGUUCUUAUGGCAGAGACACGCCAACAGCAAAGUGAAGUCCGUAUGGCCAUUGGAAAAGUUGCUGAAAAAGUUGACGAACUUCUCCACAAGUUUGAACGCUCACAGCUUGGGUCUGGUCCUCUUGUAUCUGCCAGUUCUGUACAUAUGCCAUCUGCCAAUACUGAAAGAAUGAUGGAAUCUUCUGUUUUACUGCACAACAUAACCCGCAUUGUACAGGAGAACGAGAAGUUAAAAAGAGACAACACUGAGAAGACAGUCAAGAUCGAAGCAUUAAAUGAAAAGAUUUCAGAAUUGCUUCAGAAAAACCAAAAGUUUCUUGAAAAAAGUAACGUGAUGAUGGAGCAAAGCAGUGACUCACUGCAGCAUACUUCAGCUCAAAACCAAGCAAGAGUCCUUGCACUUGAACAAGAGAAGAUUUUGCAAACAGCUGAAUUAACUGAGCUGAAGACUCGUAUUGCUGAAACUGAUGGUCAACUAUCUACCUUAAGAAAACAAGAAUCUGAGUUGAAAUCCCAAGCGAAUAAAGCCUUGGCCAACGCUGAUAAAUACAAAGAAGAGCUGGACCACAUUAAAGAACUACAUGAAGAGAAAGUAUCUUUAGCUAAGAGGUUGAAACAGGAUCUGAAAGAAGAGAAACAGUCACGAAAAAUACUCGAAAGCCGAGCCGAUCAUAUGGAAGAAGAGCUGUCCGAUCUGAGACACGAAAAAGAAAGUUUAGAAAAGAGUAUAUCUGAACGUAAGAAAAAGCAGGGACAGGACAGAAGAAAAUUUGAAGAAGAGCUGGAAGAAUUGAAGAAUCAGCAAGAAGAAGAAAUAAAAGCMUUAAAAGACAGACAUCGUAGAGAGAGAAAGUCUGGUGAUGCAUCUGCAGAACAGAUUGUUGAACUAGAGAGGGAAAUUGAAGCCAGAUGGACCAAAAAAUCCGCCAAAAUGGUUGCACAAAGUGAAGAGAAAUGGAAGAGAAAGUACGAUGAUCUAAUGGGGGAGAARGAAGAACUAUGGAAAAAAAAUGAGUCUUUAGAAGAAAAGUAUUCAGGAAUGAAAUCUUUAGAGAAUGAGAAAGAGGAGCAAUUUAAGCACCUACAAACUAGAAUCGAUGUUUUAAUGUCCGAACAGGAAAAGACAACCUCUUCAAAAGAUGAGAAGGACGAAGAAAUGAGGCAACUUAGGGCAACAAUUGAAGAACUUAAAAUAUUUGAAUCAAAGUAUCAAGAUGCUAGAGCAAGAGUUGCCAAAAUGAAGGAGGAAUAUGACAAGCAAAUCUCUACUAUCGAGGAGGAGCAUGAGUCGUCUGUGUCGCUAUCGUACAAAAAGGGGUUUGAAGAAGGAAAACUACAGUGGGCGUCAAUGAAAAGCAGCAUGGAAAGCGAAGUUUUGGCAAAACAGGUGAAAAAGAUCAUGAAUGACGUGUUUUAUAUGCUUAAAAGCGAGUUUGACGCGACAAGGACCUAUACCAGCACCGACAUAAUGUCUGUCGUACUGAGAGUUGUCAAGGAAGUAACACUAAAACAGGUAAAUGUAAAACCUGAUGGUGUUGAAGAGGAUGAUGAUACUGAAGAUGAAGGUGAAGAAGAGGAAGGGGAAGGGGAAGGGGAAGGAGAAGACGAGGAAGAUGAAGAAGGACAUAAAGAAAGUGAAAACAGAGAAAAUGUGGAGCAAGAAGAGCAAGAGGGUGAAGAUGUCCAUGAUAUUCGACAAAAUGAAGACGAAGACAUUAGUAAAUCAGAGAAAGAAACCUAUCUUGUGUCUGAUAAUACUGGACUAUUCGAAGCAAAGGAACAAACAUGUACAGAAACACAAAGUCAUGAGCGAGAGAAAUCAUCUGAAAGAAACGAUAAUCAAAGCGAAACCAGUCAAGAUACAGGCGAGAAUCGGGAUGUAAGUCWAAGGUGUGAAGACCCCGUCAGCACUGAGGAGCCAUCAUCAUCUGAUGUAAAAAUAAAUGAGGAUAUCGAAUCGAUAGAUAGCAUUGAACCCACAGGAAUAAAUCACACUGAAGAAUAUAAAGACAUCGAAACUCAGCAAGACACAUCGAAAACAAAUUAUUCAGAUGAAAGUGAAAACGAAAAUGAGGGGCCCCCACCUCUAGACGAAGAAAACACUGUGAAUGAACCAUUAACUGGCAAGGACGUUCGUGAAGCUACAUCACAAGAAAAUGAUCAGGGUAUAUCAGCUCACAAAUCUUUGUUUGGUGACGAUGMCCAUGAUGACGUGGCAGCUACUUUUGGUCCAUUAACUGAAACGAAACCCGAUUUAACGGAUGAGUGUGCUUCCAAACCCGUGCCGCCGCCACUAUUUGACGACGAUGAAGAUGACAACACAGACUGGUUUAAAUAAAUGUACUCCAUUUCCUUUAAACGUUAUCAAGGUUUAUAUUUUUUGUGAUGCGUGAUCGUGAAAAAUUUAAGUUCAUGAAAUGGUGAAUAGCAUGUUUGUCGAGAUAUGUGAGGAUCCAUUUUAUUUUCGCGAAAGAUGCUCCACUACCCUGGAGCCCUACCAAAUUUUAAAAUCCUCCAUUUUGCCAUUUUGUUUCCGACGCCGAAACGCCGAAAUGCCAAACCAAGGCAAAAAAAAACCACGGC
Molecule: messenger RNA, 4210 nt
Organism: Actinia tenebrosa (Australian red waratah sea anemone)
Lineage: Eukaryota; Metazoa; Cnidaria; Anthozoa; Actiniaria; Actiniidae
Product: FK506-binding protein 15
Molecular function (GO): peptidyl-prolyl cis-trans isomerase activity
Source: RefSeq, a predicted model, not a curated record